Exserohilum turcica Et28A is the source of this 1338-nucleotide messenger RNA. RefSeq lists its product as uncharacterized. The coding region runs from base 1 to 1338 and encodes 445 amino acids. The record is from RefSeq and is a predicted model, not a curated record. The transcript is spliced from 4 exons. Lineage: Eukaryota; Fungi; Ascomycota; Dothideomycetes; Pleosporales; Pleosporaceae.
AUGGGCGGUGAAUACAAAGACGACCCAUCGUUCAAAGCUUGGGGCCCCUUCAUAUCGCCAAACUACAAGAACGAACCCAUUACACAGACGGACAUUAUCAUCGCAUCGACAGUAUGGGGGCUCACGUUACUCAACUGCAUUCUGGCGACCCAUCUCGCUAUCAAGCAGACCAAGGAAUCCAGAAGCCCUCUUCGUAGUGUGUAUAUUUGGAUGAUAUGGCUGGAGAUGGCGGUGUGUUUUGUCAUGGGACUGGAGUGUUUCCUGCAUCUCCUCAAAUACAUUAGCCCAAGCUUCGCCUUCUAUUUUACAAUUCUCUUCUGGUGGUGUAUUCAGGUUCAGCUACUGUUGCAAAUCAUCAUCAACCGUAUUCGCGUAAUCCUUCCCGAUCGACGACGGUCAAGGUGGAUUAUGAUUGUGACAGCUACGUUUGUCACUGCAAUCAAUAUUAGUGUGUUCAACAUUUGGAUACCUGCCCGAUUGCAGAUCAGUCCCGCCUACCACCUCAUCAACGAAUACUGGGAUCGUAUUGAGAAGGGUCUUUAUCUCCUCGUGGACGCUAUACUGAACUGGUACUUCUUGAGGACCGUCAAGGCCAAUCUCAUCAAAAACGGACUUACCAAAUACAAUGAUCUUGUAAAGUUCAACCAGAAAAUCGUGAUCCUCUCGCUAUGCAUGGACGUCAUGAUCAUCGCCGCCAUGUCAAUUCCCAACUCCUUUGUGUACAUCCAAUUCCACCCCCUUGCCUACAUGGUCAAGCUGAACAUCGAAAUGACAAUGGCCAACCUCAUCAAGCGCAUCGCCAUCUCGACAUCCCGCAAGACGGGCAAGGCAUCCAUUGCCCAGGAAUUCCGAUCGUCGUCUGAGUUCUCGACAACAACAGGGCACCAGAGUCACCACCACCACAGCCACCACAACCGCGAUACCCACAAGUCUCAACACGCUUCUGUCCACGAGCUCACGAGCUUCGCCAGCUACACAGGCGAUGUGAAAGCUGGCGAGCGCGAGCGCAUUGUCAGCUUUGAACCUCGGGGCAACCAGAUCAAGGAGACGCGCGAAAUCAUUAUCCGCAGUGAAGCGAACCCUUUCUACGAGAAUAAUGGACAGGAAGCCGAUAAAACCGUGGGCACGUAUCACAUGAGGAACACAUCGCAAGGCGGUGUACUGACUGAUGGGGCGCAGCUGGAUGGGCGCAGCAUGGAUAGCAUAGCUGAAGGCGACGAGAGCACCAAGAGCGUAAAGAGUGGGAAGAGCACAAAUAUGAGCAAGAAACCAGAAGACAGCGAUGAUGAAGCAGCUCUGGUUGGUAAUAAGACUUGGUGGCCUCGACGAGAUAGCUAG